AUGUCAGACCCCAGAGGAGAUUUGCAUAUGAUUCAUACACCUUUGGUCGCCUGGAUAGCCGACUACCCUGAACAAUUGCUCAUUGCAUGUACGGCCUCGAAGCGUUCUCCGAUUUCUCUUGCUACCGCUGCCCAAUUUGGGGAUCCUCUUCCGCAUCCUCCUCGAACUCGUUCUAACACUCUCGACACUAUCGAAAGGGCAUGCACUAUUUCCGAACCCUGCGACAUCGCAUCCUUCUAUAAGACAUGUCAAGCCCUUCAUCUGAAUGGUGUUGUUGAACUGUACUGGAAGGAUUGGGGCCAUGCAUGCCCAUCCUUCUUUUUGAUGCCAGAUGGCCUCCAUCAGUGGCACAAAUUUUACUUCAACCACCCCAUCAACUGGUCUAUAAACAUCAUGGGGGGAGCGGAACUCGAUCGUCGACUGUCAGUUCUUCAACCCCGUGUAGGAGUGCGUCAUUGGGCGAAUGGCGUUUCCACGCUGAAGCAGCUCACUGGUCGAGAACAUCGAGACCUUGAGAAGCUCCUUCCUGGCGUGAUUGUUGGUGCUGUCCCUGAUGAAGUUGCAUGUGCACUACGUGCUAUCACGGAAUUUAUAUUCCAAGCACAGAACCUCUUCCUUUACGACAAAACCUUACAUUCUUUAUCCGAAGCCCUCCGUGAAUUUCACUACUAUAAGGACUUCAUCCUGACAGCGGGUGGCCGCCGUGGCAAGAACGGUCUCCUCAAUCACUUCCAGAUCCCCAAGCUAGAGUUAAUGCAGCAUGUCACCCGGAGUACUCGAGCCAUGGGUGCUCCAUAUCAAUGGAGCAGCGAUAUUACUGAGCGUUGCCACAUCACUCAUGUGAAGCGGCCUUACCGCAUGUCUAAUCGCAGGGAUUUCCACGGUCAGUGCUGCCGCUUCCUCGACCGGCAGGAAAAACUGCAAUUCUUCCAGCUUUACACAGUUCUAAAG
Molecule: messenger RNA, 951 nt
Organism: Suillus paluster
Lineage: Eukaryota; Fungi; Basidiomycota; Agaricomycetes; Boletales; Suillaceae
Exons: 1
Source: RefSeq, a predicted model, not a curated record